CGAGGUUAGUUUUUUGCAUCAGAAAUCCAAAAUGGCAGCUGCAUUAGGAACGGUACUAAGGUCUUCUGUUUCCAGGGCCUCUUACACUGGGCUCAGAGCUGCCCUUGCCCCUGUCAGAGCUGCAACAUGUAACUCAGCAAGCAGAGCACUCCCCAGCGUGGCAAGCCACAAGCUGAGCUUCAGCACCAGCUGUGCACGGUUCGCUCCUGCAGUUACCCAGCAUGCCCCGUACUUCAAAGGCACGGCAGUCACCAACGGAGAGUUCAAGGAAAUCAGUCUGGAAGAUUACAAGGGCAAAUAUCUGGUGCUGUUCUUCUACCCUCUGGAUUUCACGUUUGUCUGCCCAACGGAGAUCAUUGCCUUCAGUGACAAAGCCAGCGAGUUCCAUGAUGUCAACUGUGAAGUGGUGGGGGUGUCUGUGGACUCGCACUUCAGCCACCUGGCCUGGAUCAACACACCCAGGAAGAGCGGUGGUCUGGGGCACAUGAACAUCCCCCUCCUCUCAGAUCUCAAUAAGCAGGUCUCCAGGGACUACGGGGUGCUGCUGGAAGGACCUGGUAUCGCUCUGAGAGGGCUGUUCAUCAUCGACCCAAACGGAGUCGUAAAGCACAUCAGUGUCAAUGACCUGCCAGUGGGGCGCUGUGUGCAGGAGACGCUGCGGCUCGUUAAGGCCUUCCAGUUUGUCGAGACCCACGGGGAGGUGUGCCCAGCCAACUGGACCCCAGACUCCCCGACUAUUAAACCAUCUCCCGAAGGUUCCAAGGAGUAUUUUGAGAAAGUAAAUGAGUAGACAAGGGACCUGCCUCCAGUUCUUUUAAUCACACUUACAAGAAUCGCCACUUCCCCAUGAACACCCUGGGAGUCACAGUAGAGGCUAUGUCAACGUUCAAAGUGUGGCCCAUUAUGUUAAUUGCAUCUAAUGCUGGUAGUUCAAACUGACACUGAUGGAAAUCAUAGUAUGAUGCUGUAGAGGUUAAAUAUAAAUGUAUAUGACUAAAAAUCCAAGCAUUUUGUCUGGUUACUUGUAUCAAACUUUGUGAAUGGCCAUAUUCAAUAAAUAUGUCAAUUGAA
Molecule: messenger RNA, 1071 nt
Organism: Polyodon spathula (Mississippi paddlefish)
Lineage: Eukaryota; Metazoa; Chordata; Actinopteri; Acipenseriformes; Polyodontidae
Gene: prdx3
Product: peroxiredoxin 3
Exons: 7
Coding region: 32-790 (252 amino acids)
Biological process (GO): response to oxidative stress; cell redox homeostasis; cellular response to stress
Cellular component (GO): cytosol; mitochondrion
Molecular function (GO): thioredoxin peroxidase activity
Source: RefSeq, a predicted model, not a curated record